Messenger RNA from Cyprinus carpio (common carp), 6677 nucleotides. RefSeq names its product POU domain, class 2, transcription factor 2-like. Gene Ontology annotation, biological process: regulation of transcription by RNA polymerase II. Gene Ontology annotation, cellular component: nucleus. The record is from RefSeq and is a predicted model, not a curated record. Gene Ontology annotation, molecular function: DNA-binding transcription factor activity, RNA polymerase II-specific; RNA polymerase II cis-regulatory region sequence-specific DNA binding. NCBI's taxonomy places the organism in Eukaryota, Metazoa, Chordata, Actinopteri, Cypriniformes, Cyprinidae.
CCGUUCGCGCUUCAAUGUUGCGGUCAGCGUGGAAUCAGAGCGCGCGAGCUUAUGGGAGGAGAGCGUGCACGAAUGAGCUAUUGGGGUUCCCAAAUAACGGGAACAGGCAGACAGACCAAAACACGCAGGCGGAUGGACGGAAAUAUAGGCAAGUGAUCUUAAAAACCAGCGAAGUAACGAGCUCUUCCCCCCUGAUGUUUUCGUGCUUUAUUUAUUUGUUUGCCUUGUUUAGUCAUGUAUCGAUUGAUUGCGUUUUAAUUACUGGCGUGUGACAAGGUGCAUGGGAGGAGGGGCGAAUCCGGCGAACACGUUGAGUUGCCUUAUUUUUCUAUAGAUUUUUAAUUUAAAUGAGCAAAAAUAAGCAGAUGGUUUUAACCAUGUUUAGUGACUUUGUGUAAAUUAAUGUGUAGCCUGUAGCUGCUAGAACAAGGAAGAGAGCUAUAGAAGAGCUAGACCAAAUAAAUUCACCAAAAAAUGCACCACAUAUCCAAGUAAUAACAAUAUCCGCUGUCUUUUAUACGUUAUACAGUCAGGGUGUGACAUCUUUUUUUUCUCUGUAUUAGAACAAAUGCAGAACCAUUAGUUUAUUUCACAAGCAGAUAACCAAAGUUAAAGCGACUGCGACCACGGGGAGAAGCAGCAGGCCAGCUGAACAUAGACAAGGACAGAAAGACUUCAGUUUACCACGGGAGAUAUGCAUUUAGCCAAUAGACGUUCGCAAACAGAGUAAAUAUAUGCCUUUGAGUGACAGAUACAUAUGUUCGGCAAGCAGACCGAACAGUUAUACCAAAUACUGUAGCUGAAUACCAAAACGAAUAGACAAACGUGAAAUUAAUAGUAAAAUAACCAACGUUUGUGUUGUUUUAAUCCGUCUAUCCGCCUGUGUGCGCGCUCUGGGAAAAUACAGUCGGGCUGCGCGCGUCUGCCUAUCUAUGCAUGUAGAUCAAAAGUAAACUACAAGCGAAAAAUGAGAGUUUUUAUUUGUAUUUAAAAAAAAAAAAAUGGAACUGGAAAACCUACGUGUAAACGCAAUUUUAUGAUUAACCAGUAUUGUGUCAAGAACGCCUGGAUCAUGGAACCAAAGUGAGAAAAAGCAUAUCUUGCCACAACUUCUAAAAUUGCAAAGAAAAAUCAACAGCAAAAAGAACAGACAAGAAGACGGAUCAUGUUUGUUCCUUUGCCGGUGCCGUUUGUCUUGCCGAGAACUGCCUCUGAUCUCCACGCCUGGCGCCUCAAGUCCCCGCUGGCUCUGCGCUCUCACUCCGAUAUCAGAAUGUUAAAGCCAAUAGAGGUUGAGAAUCCAGCGGCAGACUCUCCGAUGGAGAGCACUGACUCUGAAAGAAAUGGCUCAGAUUCAAAUAAUCAGGUUCAGCCAAUGAAAAUCAACCCUUUCUCUCUUUCUCCCACACUGAGCAGCGGCACCAAGACUAAGGUGGAGGAUUGUGGUGAGAUGUCUCCCGCUGCUGUACAAACUACACAUGCUCAGACGGCCCUUCCCCACACACAGCUGAUGCUAACAGGUGGUCAGCUCGCAGGGUUGACUGCACUUUUGCCAGCACAGCAACAGCUGCUCUUACAGCAGGCGCAGCUCCUCGCUGCAGCUGUGCAGCAGUCGCAUGCGGCCCACGUGGCCAAUCAACAGCAAGCCCAGCAGCAGGCCAGUCAGCACGCAGCUCAGCCGCAGUCGCAGGGCCAAUCGCAGAGCACACAGGAACAAACCGCCGCCCCUGUCCCGCCUCCUCCUCACCAGCUUCCUCUUUCUCAGCCAAUCCAGCUCACUGCGCAGGACAUUCAGCAGUUGCUGCAGCUGCAGCAGCUAGUCCUCGUUCCAGGACACACUCUGCCUUCACCCGCACAGUUUCUUUUACCACAAACACAGCAAGGGCAGCAAGGGCUGCUAUCAACGCCAAAUCUAAUUCCACUACCUCAGCAAAACCAAGGAAGCCUGCUGGCCGCUCCACCCAGACUUAGUCUUCAAGCACAGAGAGAGAAGGUUGCAGAGAGCAUCGUGAACACAGUGACCUCUCAUCCUGAGGAGCCCAGUGAUCUGGAGGAACUGGAGCAAUUUGCCCGCGCAUUCAAACAGAGGAGGAUCAAACUGGGCUUCACACAGGGUGAUGUGGGAUUGGCCAUGGGAAAGCUCUAUGGGAAUGAUUUCAGUCAGACCACGAUCUCUCGCUUUGAGGCGCUUAAUCUCAGCUUCAAGAACAUGUGCAAACUCAAACCUCUGUUGGAGAAGUGGCUGACUGACGCAGUGGAAGCCAACAUUCUUCAAAAUAUCUUCCUUUAUAUUCCACAGAAGAAAGAAAGUCAUACAGAAACAAUGUCAAUGGACAGCACCUUGCCAAGUCCCAGUGCUCUUUCCUCUCCUUCCCUGGGGUUUGAUGGCCUGCCUGGCCGCCGUAGGAAGAAACGCACCAGCAUUGAGACCAACAUUCGUAUCGCUCUGGAACGCAGCUUCAUCACGAACCAGAAGCCUACCUCAGAGGAGAUCCUACUCAUCGCUGAGAAGCUCAACAUGGAGAAGGAGGUGAUCCGUGUCUGGUUCUGCAACCGCCGACAGAAAGAGAAACGUAUUAACCCCUCCAGUGCCACCCCUCCCUUGCCCAGCCAACCCCAGCCCACCUCGCACAAACCCCCCUGCUACAGCCCGCACAUGAUUUCCAGUCAUGGACCAUCGCAGACAGUGAGCAGUCUCAGUACAGCAGUGACCACCAUGUCAUCAGUUUGCCCUUUGACCCCAAGCGGUCCCUCCCUAAGCUCUGCACCAUCUCCUGUAACCCCACCUCCCCGCAGUGAUGCCAGCCCCGCCCCUCCAACUCACAGUACACUAAAUCUGAACACAAGUUCAUGGCAUAAAAAGAAUGGUGACGUUUCUAACUACAUCAAUGACUUUGCUGCAAGUUUGAGGAAUACGGUGAGGGGAGUUAAAACAGGAAUGAACCAAGCUCUUCUUGGCAGCAACCCACUUGCUACUAUCCAAGCCCUAGCAGCCAGUGGUGGCCAGCUGCCCAUUUCCAGUCUUGAGAGCAGCAGCAAGGUGUUAAUUGGUGGUUCUGGAGGCCAAGGAGCAGGUCUUCCCUCUUCCCUCUUUCUCAACCACUCCUCUUUGUUGCCAAUGGCAACAGGCACCGGCAUGGGAUUGGGCGGUUCAGCUCUUGCCAAAACCUCAUUUCCUGUCACAGGCGGCAUGAGUCCCUCCCCUUGCUCGAGCCCCAUCUCUUCCUGCUCUUCCGGCGAAUUGCUACACAGCCCACACUCGAUUGGAGGGGCUAAAAUCGAGUGACGUUGCCCAAGACCAAUCACAGGAGGAGGAGAAGAAGGAGAUUAAACCUUACCUGUCAACCAAAGCAUUUCUUGAUCCCCUCGCUCCCUUUCGUUUCCUCUCAUUCACAAUCUCUCUCUUCCGCUCUCCCACUCUACUGAUGCCAAAAAUAUACAGAGUAGAAGAGGGGAGAGAUGGAGAGACGGAGUGGAAGGAGGAAGGAACAGGAGAGGAGAGAAAAUGAAACCAAAAAAAACACCACGCGGCUUAGCGGGACGCAGUCAAAUACAUAAAAGGAGAACAAAAAAAACUGUAGUGCUGUGAGAAGAGGAUGAAAAGAGAUCCUUGAGCACCAAAAACAUCAAAAAGAAUUAACUUUACUGUGUGUUAUAGAACAACUGCAACUCUUUGAAGCAAACAUGUGAAGUACUGAAUACCAAAAAGUAUGAUGGAACUUUGAGAGACUCACUAUGACAAAAAAAAUACAAGCAUACCAAAUACCAAAAACAAACACCAAAAAUACGGAUGGAAAAGCUUUAUCCAAAGGACCUGUAAAUACCCAACCGUCCAGGACCAGACCCAGUGACAACAAUCCAGCCAUCUCUGAGCUAAUCAUCAUCUGCCAUGCAAUCACAUCGUUUUCUUUCAUGUUUUUUAUGAUGUAAUGUUAAAUAUGAUUGAGACGCUGUUGUUUUUCUCUGGUUCUUCCUCAUUCUUGUCGAUUUUUUUUUCUUUUCAGAAGUAGCAGAUAUUUACAUCAGUCUUUUUGUGUGUGUAUGAUCAUCAUCAUCAUCAUCAUCAUCAUUCCAUGUCUUAUCAAGCAUAUCAAGAGGACUGUGUGUUUGGUCUUUGAUGUUCAUAAUAUUAGCACUGCAUAGCUUAAUGCACUUGUUUGUCCGAUGACAUGAAUGUCAUAUAGUAUAAUAAAAGUGAGAACAAGCUCCUCUGUAGCUUUCACGCCUCAAGUUAAGUGUAAAUACUUUCAUUUCUCUCUUAAUAAUUGUGCUUGUAUCCUUCCUCAUUCGAUUUCAUGCCUCCCUCAGUCACUUUCUCCCUUUUGAAUACCAAAGCGAUUCAUUCAUACAUGAUCAGUUCAUCAUUCUCAUGAUGCAGAAAGAGAUGGGACGGGGCAGUGGGGGGGCAAACCUUGACGAGGCCGCUCUGGUAAGACAGCAUGGCAAUAUGGGAAACAUGUGGGAUCUGUCAUGACAAAGGGGCUCCCAUCCUCUCUGCUGCUUCUACAAGCCAAAAAUUGAAGCGAAACUUCACAGCCAGCCAAACUCCCCAUAAAGGAAAACCAAAAACAAACCAAGCCAAAAAAAUGGAUGGAGGAGUAAAAUGAGUCACUGUACAGAAAAAAAGAGUAUCCCUUCAUGCUCCUCUGGACUGAGGUCACCCAGAACCAUGUAGCAAGGGAUCCGCCUCUGCCUCCUGCCAUUCAAACUCUUCCUGGUCCUGGAUGGUGGGAUCUUUGAUGACCUCACUGGACUCAUCUGAAGAAGAUGUUUCGGGUUCAUUUGGGGGUUGGGAGGGUUGUUACUUUUGGUCCUUCGUUCCGUCUGUCUGUUUUGUGGGACUUUUCUUGGCUGUGUGUGUAGAUUUGUGUGCAUUCAUUUGGGGAAAAGGUAUUCACGUAUUUGCGGAAAUCUCAUUUUUUUUUAUGUUUCUUACUUGUUCCUAUCUAGUUGUGUUAGCGACUCUAAUCAGGUGGUUGAAACAAUACUGUGAAAAUUCAGUUCAACAGAUAAGAAACCAGGAUAAACACGCUCAAGUACAUCCAAAGAACCAAAGUCGAGUAUAAACAAGCUUUAAAGAGAACCAAAUAUUACAUACACAACUAUUUACAUGCUCUCAUCCACCUUACCGUUGUAUUUAUAUCGUGCUGAAAUCUGUAGUCAGUGAGCGCUGCAGGUUCAACGAGGGACACGUGAACUCAGUUCUCUGUGUUACCGUAUAGUCCGAAUGGGUCAGUUAGUGCUUCUAUGGAUUUUGUAGUAAAUUCUCUAUGUUAUAAUGCUUACUAAUUGCUAAUGUAUGGAAGAAAAACAUUGUGAAAAGAUAAAAAAUGUUGAUAUUUACUUAGACCAAAAAUUCACACUAUCUCUCUUUUGGGUUUUCUUCCUCCCCCAUUUUAAGAAAUUGAUUUCUUUAUUUAUUAUCCUCUUGCUCGUUGAAUUUUCUUAACAAACCUUUUUAGUAUUAUAUUUAUUUAAUAUAUUCCAAAUGCUGUUUUGUAGUGGGUGUGUUUGAGGCACCAGAUUAUAUUAAAAUGUAAACUAACUUUGCCAAGGCGAUCUUUCGAACCAAAUCCAUCGACAAAUGCAACCGUUGGUCCAAAUGGACCAGACAGUAAUCGACAGCGUAUGAGCGAAGACUUGUCUUCGUGACCUCUUAGCUGUUCCUUAAUGAACCGAGCCUGUCGGGGGGAACCUAUCAGGGGACAAAGCAGCACUGUGUUACUUCUGCUCAAAUGUUUCGGUAGCAUUCAUUCAAUGCAGAAGUAACCUUCCAGAGUAAAAGCAUGCACUGCCAUGGCUUAGAAGGGAUGAGGUUCUACAGGAGCGUACACUGUAUCUGUACAUACCUGUCUCACCACUGCAGAUGUUACGGAUGGUGUUGCUAUGGUUACUGUCGUGAUGGCUACUGCAUGCAUGUGACAGCGUAGAGCACAGUGCUGCCUGAGCCUUGACCUGAAAGCUUUAAACAGCUACAAAACCAAAAACUUUAGGAGAGGAAAGAUGGAGGGAUUUGGGGUUCCUGGAUAGAAAAUACAUCAACAUGUAUGUAUAGUAUGACAGCAUAAACAUAUCAGUGCUCCAUCUUCCUCUCUUUUUGCUCUCUGCCUCACUCCUCCUCCUCUUUGUCCUAUUUCUAUUCCUGCUUUGUUUUGUAUUUAUUUCGUAGCGUGUCUGUUGUUCUGUCUCCUGGUUAGAGAGACAGUUCCUCAUAUAGCCCUACCUCACACUCUUAACAACAAACCAAAUAGAUAAAUGCUUUAAAACAGAGAAGCGGGCUGCAUCCGUCAGUAGGGGCCGAGGAGAAGUGUUUUGAUCGGUCCAGGGAACAUUUAGACGAAAAAAAUGAGGAUGAAACACUCAAAGAACUUCACUGAUGCUCUGGCAUGAACACUCCCUCGGCCCCUGGGACCACUUUUCCAGUCACCAAACACAGGGCAGGACACAUACACACACCUUGUCUUAUAUAUAUAUAUAUAUAUAUAUAUAUAUAUAUAUAUAUAUAUAUAUAUAUAUAUAUAUAUAUAUAUAUAUAUAUAUACACACACACACUUACUGUGCAUGUAUGUAUGUAUAAGUCAGAUAGGUGACUGAAGAGCAGGCGGUGACUGUUGUUGCUAGGUGACACAUUUCAUGUAUUUGAACGCAGCAGUGGAAUAAAAGGGGAAGUUUUUUAA